This is a messenger RNA of Glossina fuscipes, 1466 nucleotides long. RefSeq names its product WD repeat and FYVE domain-containing protein 2 (gene Wdfy2). The record is from RefSeq and is a predicted model, not a curated record. Gene Ontology annotation, molecular function: metal ion binding; protein binding. Lineage: Eukaryota; Metazoa; Arthropoda; Insecta; Diptera; Glossinidae.
AUCGAUGGAAGAUAAUUCUUUUAGAUAAUCGUAUAUUAGUUGACGUUGGUGAAUUUAUCUCGUGCUGAGGCUUGUUUUGUUGUUAAAAUUCUUAAACUUUUAUUGUUAUUUAUAUGUGAUUUAAAAAAUAUCUCUGUGUGUAGUUGUCAUCAAUUCACACCCAUUAAAGCUAACGAAUCCGUAUAGCACUGGAAGAGAGAAACUGAUAAUAGAAAGAUUUUGUGAUAAGAAUGGCUGCCGAAAUAAAGCCAGCCCAACGAAACAAUAAUCGCUUUAGCACCAAAAAGCCUGAAUUUUUAAGCAAACUAGAAGGGAGCGGUGAUGAUAUCAAUGCCGCCAUAUUAAUACCCGGCGAAAAUGGAGUAAUCAGCGUAUCAGACGAUAAAACUGUGAGAAUAUGGUUAAAACGCGAUUCCGGACAGUAUUGGCCAAGUAUUUGUCAGUAUAUGCCAUCAGGAUGUACAUGUAUCGGUUAUGUCCAAGAUACCCGUCAACUGUACAUAGGCCAAGAAAAUGGCACCAUAACACAAUAUAUACUCUCGGAAGAUUGCAAUCGCCUAUCAUUUGUGCGUGACUAUUUAGCACAUCAGGCUCGCAUCGUAAAUGUAGUCUUUUCUCAGGCACAUAACUGGAUUCUUUCGUGCAGCAAAGACAAAACCUUUGGAUAUCAUUGUGCUGAAACAGCGCGUCGUAUCGGGGUAUAUAAUUUCGAAACGUCUUGCACAGCAUUGCAAUUUGAUUCAUUAGCUAAGUACGCCUUCGUUGGUGAUCAUGCUGGGCAAAUUACGAUGUUGAAAUGCGAUUUGCAGGGCGUUCAGUUGAUAACAACAUUCAAAGGACAUACUGCAAGUGUUCGUUGCUUAAAAUGGGUUGAAGGACCACAAUUGCUAUUCAGUGGUUCGUGUGAUUUGUCGGUUAUUGUAUAAGGGGAUGUAGGUGGCAAACGUGGGACUAUAUAUGAACUACAAGGACAUAAUAACAAAGUAUCGGCGUUGGCUUACGCAAAUCACACGCAGCAAUUGAUUAGCUGCGGUAAAGACAGUGUGGUGGUGUUUUGGGAAAUGAAUGCUAUGAGAAAGGAGGUACCACCUUGGGUCGAAUCAAAUAAUUGUCAAUUGUGCUCUCGGCCAUUUUUUUGGAAUUUUCGUUCCAUGAUGGAUCAAAAGCAAAUCGGUAUUCGUCAACAUCAUUGUAGAAACUGUGGAAAAGCUAUUUGUGACAAUUGUUCCAGUAAUCGUGUAAAUAUUCCUAUUAUGGGAUUUGAAUUUGAUGUGCGUUGCUGUAAUCCUUGUUACAAUCAAUUGCAAACUGUUGAACGUCCUUCAUUAGCCUCAUUUCAUGAUGCGAAACAUUCGAUUGUUUUUAUGGAUUUGGACGAGGGACGCAAGCGGUUACUUACCGUUGGGCAAGAUCGCGUGUGGUCGUGGGUGUGGUUUAGAUUUCAAAAGUAAGACAAUAUGUACAUG